AUGUCUUCACAUACUCACACUCUCAACCCGGCUCCUACAGCCCUAUCGAAUGAACCUCACGAGGCCGUUCCUCCGUCAGUCGUAGCUAGCGGAACGGGUUUACCUGCAGCUCCAAUCGAACAUGCUGAAGCGCAGCAGGCGGCUACUGCACCUGGAUCAGGAGGUGUAGUCGAACAACCUAACCCGAAUACCGAAGAGAAAGUCACAUUCAAGGAUCAGGUCAAUGGCUAUGCCAAGAAAUUCGCAGGAGCGGUAUUCAGGAAUGAUGGCGAGAAGGAAUUCGGUGAGAAGAAGCUACAAGGCGAGGCUUAG
Kwoniella botswanensis is the source of this 312-nucleotide messenger RNA. RefSeq lists its product as uncharacterized. Lineage: Eukaryota; Fungi; Basidiomycota; Tremellomycetes; Tremellales; Cryptococcaceae. The transcript has 3 exons. The record is from RefSeq and is a predicted model, not a curated record. Bases 1 to 312 code for a protein of 103 amino acids.